AGAAAAAAAAAUAUGGGAACAUUUGAGUUAAAAAAUUUUUAUAUAUUUUUUAAUUUUUAUUCAAUGUAUUAUAAUUUUUAUGCAACAGGAGUUUCAUUAACAUAUGGUAAUGGACUAUUAGAUAAACCAUAUUUUGAUGAUAUUAGUCCUAGAAAUGUUACCACCGUAGUUGAUGACACUGCAAUAUUAAAAUGUAGAGUAAAAAAUAAAGGAAAUCGUACGGUAUCCUGGAUGAGAAAACGUGAUCUGCAUAUUUUAACAACAAACAUUUAUACAUAUACUGGUGAUCAAAGAUUUUCUGUAUUACAUACACCAAAUACAGAUGAUUGGGAUUUAAAAAUAGAAUAUGCCCAACAACGCGAUAGUGGAAUAUAUGAAUGUCAAGUAAAUACAGAACCAAAAAUCAAUUUAGCCGUAUCACUAGAUGUUACAGCCGCUCGUGCAAAAAUUCUUGGAUCAACAGAAGUUUUUGUUAAACGAGAUAGCACAAUAUCCUUAGCAUGUGCUGUAAAUGUUCAUGCUUCCUCAGUUUUAUGGUAUCAUGGUACUAAAAUAGUAGAUUUUGAUUCAGCACGCGGUGGUAUUAGUUUGGAAACAGAAAAAACUGAAUCAGGUACUACAAGUAGGUUAAUGUUAACACGUGCAACACUUAGAGAUUCUGGGAAUUAUACAUGUGUACCAAGUGCAGCUGUUCCAGCAUCUGUACAAGUUCACGUAUUAAAUGGUGAACAUCCGGCAGCAAUGCAAACAAGCAGCGGUGUACCACAACCAUCUCAUUUAGCAAUCGUUACAAUUUUAUCAAUGAUAACAUGUCAUCAGCCAAUCAUAUCACAGACAACGUCCACAAUU
Condylostylus longicornis is the source of this 849-nucleotide messenger RNA. Its product is annotated as zwei Ig domain protein zig-8-like. The transcript has 6 exons. Lineage: Eukaryota; Metazoa; Arthropoda; Insecta; Diptera; Dolichopodidae. Gene Ontology annotation, cellular component: neuron projection membrane. The annotation marks the transcript as partial. The record is from RefSeq and is a predicted model, not a curated record. Gene Ontology annotation, biological process: synapse organization.